GGAUGUCACGGAAGGGUUCCAAAGAAACUAAAAAAGUUAACAUUUCCAGCUCCUUGGAGUCUGAAGAUAUUAGUUUGGAGACUACAAUACCAACUGAUGAUAUUUCCUCCUCAGAAGAACGGGAAGGCACUGUCAAAAUUACCAGGCAGCUGAUAGAGCGGAAGGAGCUGCUUCAUAAUCUCCAGUUGCUGAAAAUAGAGCUUUCCCAGAAAAACCUGAUGUUAGACAACCUGAAAGUGGAGUACCUGACAAAGAUCGAAGAACUAGAAGAAAGGCUGAAUGAUGCUCUCCACGAAAAGCAGCUUCUGUCGCUACGACUAGACAACCAGCUGGCAUUACAGCAAGAAGAUGCUCGAAAACAUCAGGAGUUAAUGAAACAGGAAAUGGAGACCAUCUUGUUGCGCCAGAAGCAACUAGAGGAGACUAAUCAUCAGUUAAGAGAGCGGGCAGGAGAUAUUCGUCGCAACUUGCGUGACCUUGAAUUGACUGAAGAAUACUAUGCCAGGCUCAAAUCCCUCCCUGAGGAAGAACUUUCACUUCCGGAAUAUGUGUCUACCAGAUUCUAUGAAGUGGUGCAUCCCUUAAAAAAAGAACUAAAUGAGCUGCAGGUGAAAAGGGACCUGUUAUCUGAAGAACUGAAUGAUUACAAGUCUCAGCUGAAAAACCUGAUGGAGAGUUAUGAAACGGAGAGAAGGAAUCGGUCCGAGCUAGAUGUCAGAUGUCAACGUUUAACGCUCGAACUAGCAGAUACAAAGCAAAUGGUGCAUCGGGGAGACUACAGGCAAGAGAAUUAUGAUAAAGUAAAGUGCGAGCGGGACGCAUUUGAACAUGACUUGUCGGAACUGCGAAGGAAAUACGAAAUACUAGAAGUAUCUCACACGGCACUAUCCAAAGAAAGAGAUGAUUUAUCAAAAGAGGUUGCGACUUUACAGCAGUCUGUCACCUUGCUGCAAAAGGAUAAGGAUUAUCUCAAUCGUCAAAACAUGGAGCUCAAUGUCCGUUGUGCUCAUGAAGAAGAUCGUCUCGAAAGGCUUCAGGUUCAGCUAGAAGAUGCCAAGAAAGCCAGAGAGGAAAUGUAUGAGAAAUAUGUGACCUCCAGAGACCAUUAUAAAACAGAAUAUGAAAACAAACUGCAUGACGAACUAGAACAAAUAAGGCUGAAAACAGGCCAGGAGAUAGAACAUCUUCGGACAGCAACAAAGGAAAUGUAUGAACGUGAAAACAGAAAUUUGAGGGAAGCAAGAGAUAAUGCUGUGACUGAAAAAGAGAGAGCUGUGGCAAGUGAAAAAGAUGCAUUUGGGAAAUACGAGCAGCUUUUGGAACAGUAUCGGCAGCUGCAGCUCAGCACGGAAAGCAAAGUGGCCGAACUUCUCCAUCAGAACAAAUUAAGGUCCUUCGAAAGCGAGCGCACGCAGCUCGUGCAAGAGGAAACCUCCAAGAAUCUCUCGCAGUGCCAGCUGGAGUGCGAAAAGUACCAGCGAAAACUGGAGGUUUUAACCAAGGAGUUUUAUAGCCUUCAAGCGGCCAGUGAGAAGCAGAUUUUGGAACUUCAGUCUCAGAAUUCCGACUACCAGGCAAGGCUCAACACAUAUGAAAAACUAGAAAAGGAGCUGGAUGAGAUCAUAAUGCAAACUGCAGAAGUGGAGGACGAAGACGAAGCGGAGCGCGUUCUGUUCUCCUACGGAUACGGCGCUAACGUUCCUACGACAGCCAAAAGGCGAUUGAAACAAAGUGUCCAUUUGGCGAGGAGGCUGCUACAGCUAGAGAAGCAGAACUCCCUGCUUGCAAAAGACCUGGAAUACCAGAAGGAGCAAGUAACCCAGAUUGCACAAGAGCUGGACAGAGCAAAUUCCUUGUUGAAUCAAGUCCAGCAGCCUUAUAGAUACCUGAUUGAAUCUGUACAGCAGAGAGACUCUCAAAUACUUUUGCAUAAAGAACAUAUUGCGCAACUUGAGAAGGAUGUUAGCCUUUUAAAUAAAGAAAAGACAGCUUUGCUGCGUGUCAAGAAUCAAAUGGCAGCAGAUUUAGAAAGGCUUCUAAAUCACCGUGAGGAACUUGCUGCGAUGAAACAGAUGUUGAUCAAUCUUCAUGGUAACCCCCCUGGCGACGCUUCACCUCAGAAAAAGGUUAAAAGUCGGCCAGCAAAAGCCCAAUCCAGUUCCUCUGUCACUUUGCCUUUAGAGCGAGAGGCAGAAAAUGUGUUUGCGCCUAAACCAACAUUAUUUACAAAUAAAGCACCACCGCAAUGGUUGAAGAAGGUGAAGCAGAAAAAAACAGAGUAGUUUGGUAACCUGAAGAAGUAAAUGUUGGUU
Euleptes europaea (tarantolino) is the source of this 2312-nucleotide messenger RNA. It is a transcript of the gene PIBF1, whose product is annotated as progesterone immunomodulatory binding factor 1. Gene Ontology annotation, biological process: cilium assembly. Bases 3 to 2282 code for a protein of 759 amino acids. NCBI's taxonomy places the organism in Eukaryota, Metazoa, Chordata, Lepidosauria, Squamata, Sphaerodactylidae. The record is from RefSeq and is a predicted model, not a curated record. The transcript is spliced from 17 exons. Gene Ontology annotation, cellular component: centriolar satellite.